Molecule: messenger RNA, 1863 nt
Organism: Kalmanozyma brasiliensis GHG001
Lineage: Eukaryota; Fungi; Basidiomycota; Ustilaginomycetes; Ustilaginales
Product: SKI-interacting protein SKIP, SNW domain protein
Exons: 1
Coding region: 1-1863 (620 amino acids)
Biological process (GO): mRNA splicing, via spliceosome
Cellular component (GO): spliceosomal complex
Source: RefSeq, a predicted model, not a curated record
AUGGCGACAACACUGCAAAGCGUGCUGCCCGCUCCAAAGUACGCGGCCGCCGUGUCAGCCCGCGACGAGGACGAGGACGACGUCUACGACAAUGCCGAAGCAGGACCCUCGACCUCCGCUUCUUCGUCAAGCACGUCCAGCAUCCCUCCCUAUGGCCAACGAGCAUCAUGGCGACCACGCACACAAGCCGACUUCGGCAACGGAGGAAGCUAUCCGGAAUGCCACAUCGCACAAUAUCCGCUCGACAUGGGUCGAAACAGAUCUGCAGGCACGAGCAACAAGCUCGCCAUGCGCGUAGACGGCGAGGGCAACAAACGAUACGAUGCGAUCGUUAAACAGGGCUUGCGCCAAGGCCAGACCGUACAAUCAGGCUUCAAAGAUUUGGUGCCGCUCUCGCAGCGCACCGAUCUCAAGGAGAAGGACCGUGCAUCUGGCUUCGAGCGGCCCUCGCAGGAAGAGGUCAUGAGCAACACCGAACGAACUCGCCUCGCUCUCGAAGCUGUCGCCAAGGGAAAGACCAGGUCCGCUCUUCCAAAAGCCGCUACUGGUCCUGACGGCAAGCAAUUAGCGCAAUUCAUCCGCUACACUCCGGGCCAACAAGGUGCAGGAAACGGCACACAACGCAUCAUCAAGAUGACCGAAGCGCAGCGGGAUCCGCUCGAACCGCCUCGUCAUCGCCUCCGUAAAGCUGCUGCAGGUCCACCUUCCCCGCCGCCUCCCGUCCUUCGCUCGCCACCACGCAAAGUGACCGCACAGGAGCAAAAAGACUGGAUGAUCCCACCCGCCAUCUCCAACUGGAAGAACAACAAGGGCUACACCAUCCCGCUCGACAAGCGACUCGCCGCCGACGGCAGCGGCAUCAAGGACGUGGUCAUCAACGACAACUUUGCGCAGUUUGCCGAGGCGCUCCAUCUCGCCGACCGACAUGCGCGAGAGGAGGUGCGUCAGCGAAGUAUCAUGCAGCAGAAGCUGGCGGCUAAGGAGAAGGCGGCCAAGGAGGAGCAUUUGCGAAAUCUUGCGCAGCGUGCGCGAGAAGAGAGGGCUGGGUUUUCGUCUGCUACGCCGUCGGUGUCUGGACGUGGGGAUGACGACGAUGUCGCUUCGCGGCUGGACGACUCGGAUGCGCCGGCAAGUUCGAGAGCUGCGCCGCCGGGUGGAGGCAUGUCGGCAAUGCUCGCAGGCUACGGCUCCGACUCGGACUCGGCAUCCGGUUCCGACCGAUCCGCUGCGAGUGACGACGAGGACGAAGGUGCCCGGGAACGCGAUCGCAUUCGAGAAGAACGUCGUCGAGAACGAGAGCGCGAGCUGCGCAUGUCCAAUAUGGGCACCGAACAGCGGGCCAAGCAGAUGAUGCGCGAGCAAAACCGUGACAUCUCCGAAAAGGUGGCACUAGGACUUGCCAAGCCAACGGCUUCGAAAGAGUCGAUGACCGACAGUCGCCUGUUCAAUCAGGAAAGUCUCUCGGCGGGCUACGGCGACGAAGACUCGUACAAUCUGUACGACAAACCGCUGUUCUCGGGCAGUUCCGCCGCGGCUGCUAUCUAUCGUCGCCCUGCUGGCCGUGGUGGCGCAGAUGACAUCUACAACGGAGCAGGAGACGAUGGUGCGCUCGAGGAGGAGCUGGAGAACAACGACCGCUUCGGACUGGGCCAGAGCAAAUUCAAGGGAGCAGAGGCAGAUGGUGAGGGUGCAGCGCCCGGUGGUGGUGGAACAAGGUCUGGUCCAGUUCAGUUCGAGAAGGAUGCAAGCGAUCCUUUCGCCAUCAAUCAGUUCUUGGAAGAAGCCAAAAGGGGCAUCAAACGGUCAUCUGGGCUGGAGACGGCCGAGUCUCGAAAGAAGCACAGGGACGAGGACGAUUCGUAG